Gekko japonicus is the source of this 2803-nucleotide messenger RNA. It is a transcript of the gene HNRNPM, whose product is annotated as heterogeneous nuclear ribonucleoprotein M. Gene Ontology annotation, molecular function: mRNA binding. Gene Ontology annotation, biological process: regulation of mRNA stability involved in response to oxidative stress; alternative mRNA splicing, via spliceosome. The transcript is spliced from 16 exons. Gene Ontology annotation, cellular component: nucleus; post-mRNA release spliceosomal complex; cytoplasm. NCBI's taxonomy places the organism in Eukaryota, Metazoa, Chordata, Lepidosauria, Squamata, Gekkonidae. The coding region runs from base 24 to 2315 and encodes 763 amino acids. The record is from RefSeq and is a predicted model, not a curated record.
UCGUCGAGUGGCCCGAGGAGAAAAUGGCGGCGGUCGUGAUGGCGUCGGCGGCGGUUUCUGAGAGCGGCGCCAAAAUGGCGGACGCUGGAGUGGUGGCGGUAGCCGCCGCCUCUGCCGGCGGCGUUGGAGGGAUGGCGGCGGGGGCGGCCAACGGGGCUGGCAACAGCGUUGGCGACGCCGGUCUGAAGAGUGAAAGCGAUCGUGCAAACCAGAGUGAGAAAAGAAAAGAGAAAAAUGCCAAGCGGGGAGGUGGCAGUCGGUUUGAGCCCUAUGCCAGCCCUUCAAAAAGAUACCGAGCUUUCAUUACUAACAUUCCCUUUGACGUGAAGUGGCAGUACCUCAAAGACCUGGUGAAGGAGAAAGUUGGUGAGGUAACAUACGUGGAACUCUUAAUGGACGCUGAAGGAAAGUCAAGGGGCUGCGCCGUUGUUGAGUUCAAAAUGGAAGAGAGCAUGAAAAAGGCUGUGGAGGUCCUGAACAAGCACAGCCUCAGCGGGAGGCCCCUGAAGGUGAAGGAGGAUCCUGACGGAGAGCAUGUCAGAAGAGCUGUGCAGAAGGCGAUGGCAGCGUCAGGUGGUGGGAUGGGGAUUGGGCCUGGUCCUGGCGGUCCCGGGAUGAUCAACAUCCCUCCCAGCAUCCUCAAUAACCCCAACAUUCCAAAUGAGAUCAUCCAUGCCCUGCAGGCCGGGAGACUGGGAAGUACAGUCUUCGUGGCAAAUUUGGAUUACAAAGUUGGCUGGAAGAAACUAAAGGAAGUGUUCAGCAUGGCUGGUGUGGUCGUUCGUGCUGACAUCCUGGAAGACAAGGACGGCAAGAGUCGUGGGAUUGGCACAGUGACUUUUGAGCAAGCCAUUGAAGCUGUUCAAGCCAUCUCUAUGUUCAACGGGCAGCUGCUGUUUGAUAGACCAAUGCAUGUCAAGAUGGACGAGCGAGCCUUGCCGAAAGGAGACUUUUUCCCUCCGGAGAGGCCCCAGCAGCUUCCGCAUGGACUUGGGGGCAUCGGCAUGGGGCUGGGGCCAGGAGGGCUACCCAUUGAUGCCAAUCACUUGAAUAAAGGGCUUGGCAUGGGCAACUUGGGGCCCGGAGGAAUGGGCAUCGAAGGCUUGGGCUUUGGAAUGAACAAAAUGGGAGGAAUGGAAGGCCCCUUCAGUGGGAUGGAGAGCUUGGGCCGUUUCCCUUCGGGAAUGAACAUCGGCAGGAUGAGUGAGAUGGAUCGUGCGAUUGGAGGUAGCUUUGAAAGAGACUUCCCCAGAAAUGAAAUGGGAAUGCCUCGUACUUUUGGAGACACUCUGGAUAGAGGAAUAGGUGGCGCCGGCGGAGCCAGCAUCCCCGCGAUUGAUAGGAUGGCCCCGGGAAUCGAUCGCAUGGCCACAGGGAUGGAUAGGCUGCCCUCUGGGAUGGGGCAUGGGAUGGAGAGAGUGGGGUCCGAGAUGGACAGGAUGGGGCUGGUGCUGGACCGCAUGGGCUCCGGCGUAGAUAGGAUGGGGUCCGGCAUCGACCGGAUGGCGCCUCUCGGCAUCGACCACCUGGCCUCCAGCAUAGACAGGAUGGGCUCCGGGAUAGAUCGGAUGGGCACAGGGAUGGAAAGGAUGGGCACUGGCCUCGGCUUUGGCCUUGAGCGGAUGGGGUCAGCCAUGGACCGUGUCGGCACCACCAUGGACAGGAUGGGCACCGGUGUAGACCGGAUGGGGACCAGCAUGGAUAGAAUGGGCCUGGGCAUGGACAGGAUGGUACCUGCUGGGAUGGGCCCCGUACUGGACAGGAUGCCAGCCGGCUUAGACCGCAUGGGGGCCGCCCCCAUUGACAGGAUGGGGCUGGACCGCCUAGCAGCCAGCAAUAUGGACAGGAUGGGGCUGGACCGCAUGGGGGCUGCGGCCACAACCAUGGAGAGGAUGGGGCCAGGCAUGGGGCAGGGCAUGGGGGCAGGGCUAGACAGGAUGGGGCUGGCCAUGGGCAACACCUUCGAGAGGACGAUGGAGAUGGACCGGGGGAACUUUGCGGCCGGAAACUUCACCGGAGCCCUGGGAGCCGGAGGGCCUGCCGCCGCUGCCGCAGCUCCCGGCGUGGCUAGGAAAGCUUGCCAGAUUUUUGUGAGAAACCUUCCUUUUGACUUCACAUGGAAAAUGCUGAAAGACAAGUUCAACGAAUGUGGUCAUGUCCUGUACGCAGACAUCAAAAUGGAGAGCGGGAAGUCGAAAGGCUGUGGCGUGGUUCGGUUCGAGUCCCCCGAGAUCGCCGAGAGAGCCUGCCGCAUGAUGAAUGGCAUCCAGCUCCGCGGCAGAGAGAUUGAUGUGCGAAUUGAUAGGAAUGCUUAAGUCGACCUUUUUAAAUGCAGAGGAAGUGUUGGAUUUGUACUUGUCCUAAAACUUUUUUUUUUUAAUUUUGCCUGGAUGUAAAAGAUGGUUAAGACAACUCAGUUGCUUUCUGGAAGUAAUUUUAAUUCCUUUUUUUAAAAAAAAGGUGUUAUGCAUUGACACCAUUUAACAUGCACAAUCUCACAUGCUUUUUUGUAGUGGUUCAUCUUGUUGAAUUUAAAGAUGUAUACAGUAUGUCUGGUAAUGAAUUCCAAUUUCUGGUGGCUUUUUCUGUCUUUCUACCCCUUGUAAGUAGAAGAACUUGGGGGAAGGGGAGACUUCUCAAGAAAAUCAGUAGUGCUGGUUACCGUGUGUUCUCCUGUGGACAGUUAAUCCUCUGGAAAUUUGUCUGAAUGUCUGAACUUGUGUGUUGGUAAUGUAUGAUUAGUACUUGAGUUGGACUGAAACCAUCUGUCUUGUAUGGGCUUUGUCACUAUUAAAACCAUUUU